AUGGCGCAGUUUUUAUCACUAAUUCUGUCGCGAAUCCGACAGCCCCGGGUGAUAGCAGAAGUCAUCGGCGGUGUUAUUCUCGGUCCAACCGUUAUGGGGCGCAUUCCAGGUUUCAGAAAUGCUAUUUUUCCCAAUGAAGGAAUGGCGUCGCUCACACUGACGAGUACCAUUGGCCUCGUACUCUUCCUAUUCCUUGUCGGAUUGGAAAUUGAUACCAGACUGCUGAAGAGAAAUGCAUUUGCAUCAUCGACCGUAUCCAUUGCUGGGCUUGUGAUACCCCUUGGUCUUGGGGCGGCACUAGGAGUUGCGGUUUAUAAUCAGUAUGUUGGACCUAAUGCCGGCAUCAAUUUUGGACAUUUCCUGCUAUUCAUAGCAGUUGCUGUUGGGAUCACCGCGUUCCCCGUGCUUUGUCGAAUCCUUACUGAGCUCAAACUACUCGACACAGAAGUUGGACUGGUUACCCUCUCGGCUGGUAUUGGAAACGAUGUCGUUGGAUGGAUUUUGUUGGCGCUUACCGUCGCGUUGGUAAACGCAUCCUCGGGGCUCACCGCACUGUGGGUUCUCCUGUCGAGCGCAGGAUACACCGUUUUUCUCCUCCUUCCGGUUAAAUGGGCGUAUGUAUGGCUCGCGAAGAGAACAGGAAGCUUAGAGAAAGGGGGUUUCCUGGCUGGAUUGAUAGUUCCUCAUGAUAACGGAUAUUCAAUUUCGAUAGUCGAGAAGAUUGAAGACUUGGUGUCACUUGCACUCUUACCCAUAUAUUUCACAUUAUCUGGACUCAAAACAGACUUGGGCUUACUCAAUACCGGAACGGAUUGGGGAUACAUUGUCCUCAUCUGUCUGGUGGCUUUCACCUCCAAAUUCCUGUCUUGCGGAAUAACUGCAUACUUCAAUGGCUUUAAUUGGAGGGAGGCGGGUGCAAUUGGGUCACUUAUGAGCUGCAAAGGAUUGGUAGAGCUGAUCGUCUUGAACAUCGGCUUACAGGCCAACAUUCUCUCUCAGAAAACUUUCUCAAUGUUCGUCGUUCAUGCGUUGGUCUUAACCUUCAUGACUACACCACUGGUCAUCCUGUUCUACCCUCCGAAAUAUCGGGUUCACGAGCGUGCAGCGAAUACAAAAGCCGAAUUGGAAAAUGCCGUAAAACCUCUCGAUGACCUGGAUGACGGAAAGAGAACAAAAUUCGCCAUCGUGCUUGACAAGAUAGAAGCGCUCCCUGCGGCCAUGAAUUUGACUCAACUUCUCCAACCCUCUUCUUCCUCUCCAACAUUUUCGUCGGAGACCUCUACUAUCAACGAAAAGUCUGUAGACGCCGGUUUCUCAAGUUCAACAAGAAGAUACUCCAAGGCUGUCAAAGUCGACGUUCUCCGCCUCAUGGAGCUCACCAACAGAUCCUCAGCCGUUCUUAGGUCCCAACAUGCCGAUGCUUUGGUGUACAACGACCCCGUAGUAUCUAUUUAUAGAACCUUUGGUAAAAUCCACAACCUGAAAGUAUCCGCAAACCUUUCGGUCGUCAAUUUCAACGAAUUCCCAGAGACUAUCUCCCGACACGUCGAGGAUUCUGGUUCGCAGAUGGUCAUUAUUCCCUGGCCAAGAGGGGUUACCUCAGUCCUUGAUGAGAAACAAGACGACGAUAUUAGUAUUCGCAACCCAUUCGAUGGGGUUUUCCACCGCAAUAUCACAACACAGGACCAAACGAGCUCGAUUAUUUAUUCAGAGUAUAUUCGCAGCGUUUUCGCACAGACUGCAACGGACAUUGCGCUGUUCGUCGACAGAGGUUCGAACGCGGAUAGCACAUCAAAUCAACACCUGUUCCUUGCCUUCUUCGGUGGCCCAGAUGAUCGGCUCGCCCUUUCAUUCCUCGUCCAGCUCUGUGGACGCACCACGACGACAGCGACCGUCGUUAAGAUGGAAAAGACAGAGGCGCAUUCCGGUCAGACAACAAACUCAAGGACGGGAGCGGGAGCAUCCGCGUUCCAUCACAACACGGUCGUAGCAGCCGAUACAGUAUACGGCCAACCCAACACAGAGACGCGUCUAUCAUCAGACACGGCGGAUAACUUGCUUUGGGGAUACUACACGAACCCAAACAAGACUCACUCUCCCGAUGUUGCCGCUGCACUGUCGCGCAUCACAUUCCGCAGCGAAUCGUCGCCUACUCCUCUACGACGCGUCAUUCAACUAGUCAAAGAAGAGUCGGCUGCUUGCACGUCGGAAUUGAUGGAUCCCAAAUCUUUGAUUGUGCUGGCGGGUAGAUCAAGGAGGUUAGCAGUAGAGUCGCUGAGCAGCGAGUUAGCCGCCCUUGUCUUGGAGUCGGGCGCUUCUGCUGUGAGCAGUUCUGUGCCAAAGACACUUGGGGAUGUGAGCGCCGCAUUAGUUAUGACAGGUGUCACCGCAAGCAUUUUGGUGAUGCAAGCAUCCACUGUAAACGGUAACUAG
Molecule: messenger RNA, 2433 nt
Organism: Psilocybe cubensis
Lineage: Eukaryota; Fungi; Basidiomycota; Agaricomycetes; Agaricales; Agrocybaceae
Exons: 5
Coding region: 1-2433 (810 amino acids)
Biological process (GO): proton transmembrane transport
Cellular component (GO): membrane
Molecular function (GO): antiporter activity
Source: RefSeq, a predicted model, not a curated record